Mya arenaria is the source of this 719-nucleotide messenger RNA. RefSeq names its product calmodulin-A-like. Bases 1 to 471 code for a protein of 156 amino acids. The record is from RefSeq and is a predicted model, not a curated record. Gene Ontology annotation, cellular component: cytoplasm. Lineage: Eukaryota; Metazoa; Mollusca; Bivalvia; Myida; Myidae. The transcript has 7 exons. Gene Ontology annotation, molecular function: calcium ion binding.
AUGGCAGCAAAGGCAAAGGACAAAGAGUCGCAGAAACCCAGUUUGACUGAAGAACAAAUAGCAGAGUUCAAGUUGGCGUUCAGCGUGUUCGACAAGGACGGUGAUGGGACGAUCGAGGCUACGGAGCUUGCCGAUGUUCUCCGAAACAUGGGACAGAAUCUUACGGACGCCGACCUGGAAGAGAUGAUAAACGAAGUGGACGAAGAUGGGAACGGCGAGAUAGACUUUGACGAGUUCCUCACGAUGAUGGAGAACAAGAUGCAGUAUAAGGAGGAUGAGGACGAGGUCCUAGAGGCAUUUAAGGUAUUCGACAACGGAAAGGGUUACAUCAGUUCUGACGAUCUACGCGAGAUAAUGAAGACCCUUGGGGACCGGAUGACUGACCAAGAAAUAGAUGAGAUGAUUUUUGAGGCUGAAGUUAAAGACGGCUUGAUCAAUAUACAAGACUUUGUCUCUGUUAUCUGCCGGUGAACUGCCUUUUGAAGAAAAACGACCAGUGACUUCCCUGUUUUAUGUUGAAUGGCACGACCAUGACUGUCUUCAUUGGCUCAGUAAAGUGGGAAUUAUCUUCAUAAAACUAUGACUGAAUGAUAGCUUAACAUUUAAAUAAAAAAACAGUCUGGUAAAAAUGCCUACUCCAGUGGUGAAAAAGAAGAGCCGGUCCAAUGUUUCGUGAGUCGGUUAGACCACUGCUUACAAAGAAUUUAUAAUGAUUGUUC